Lachnellula hyalina is the source of this 1083-nucleotide messenger RNA. RefSeq lists its product as uncharacterized. The record is from RefSeq and is a predicted model, not a curated record. The transcript has a single exon. The annotation marks the transcript as partial. NCBI's taxonomy places the organism in Eukaryota, Fungi, Ascomycota, Leotiomycetes, Helotiales, Lachnaceae.
AUGUACCUCUCAUCCAUUCUGCUGUUCAGCAGUCUGUACAUCCUCAGGGCCAAUGCCUAUUUUGGCGUGCUGGGAGCAUCUGCGAUAACCAACACGGGCCCAACUACCAUCAAUGGCGAUGUUGGCAUUUACCCUGGAACAUCCAUCACAGGACUUACGGCGGUUAUGGUCAACGGCGUUAUACACAACGAUGACGCCGUCGCCAUGCAGGGCCAAGCCGACGCAAGUACAGAGUACACGAUGCUUGCCGGCCUUGCCUCAACCGCGACUCUUACAGGCCAAGAUCUCGGUGGCCUAACCCUUGUAGGUGGGACAUAUACCUUCGCAACCUCCGCCCAACUCACUGGAACAUUGACCCUCGAUGGCGGCGGCACAACAACCAGCGUCUUCGUCUUCCAGAUCGGCUCGACACUUACCACCGCAACGGCCUCCAGCAUAGUUCUCACCAACGGCGCACAAGCAUGCAAUGUCUUCUUCCAAGUCGGCUCCUCUGCUACCCUAGGUACCACCACAGCAUUCCAGGGAAACAUCUUUGCACAAACCAGUAUCACGUUAGGGACCGGUGCCACGGACAGCGGAGGCCUGUUUGCCCUUACCGGAGCCGUUACUCUCGAUACUAACACCAUCAACACAUCAAACUGUGCGGUUAUUUCGUCGCCUACUACUACUUCCAGCGGUGCUACGGGAUUAUCUACCAUUCUUGCUUCCACGGUCUCGGGAGGCGGAGGCAAUGGUGGUGCAGGCACCACAACAGGCAGUGGAGCGACUACCUCGGGCGGCGGAGGCAAUGGUGGUGCAGGCGGCACAACAGGCAGUGGAGCAACUACCUCGGGCGGCGGAGGCGGUGGAGGUGCUGGAGGGACUGGGACUGGAACUCUUAACACGUUACUUACUGGUAAGACCUUUUCUAACAGCUCGAGCACGUCAAGCAGUGCUGCGGGAUUGUUUACCACCUCAAUAUCUGCCAAUGUAACUAUUCUUACGACUUUUACAGGUGUAACUACUCUGGCGAAUACUUCCACGACUAUUUCAGGCGGCACAGCAGGCAGUGGAGGUACUGGAAACGCCACCGCUACCUCAUCA